Messenger RNA from Elephantulus edwardii (Cape elephant shrew), 1410 nucleotides. It is a transcript of the gene SLC10A3, whose product is annotated as solute carrier family 10, member 3. NCBI's taxonomy places the organism in Eukaryota, Metazoa, Chordata, Mammalia, Macroscelidea, Macroscelididae. The transcript has a single exon. Gene Ontology annotation, biological process: bile acid and bile salt transport. Gene Ontology annotation, molecular function: bile acid:sodium symporter activity. The coding region runs from base 1 to 1410 and encodes 469 amino acids. The record is from RefSeq and is a predicted model, not a curated record. Gene Ontology annotation, cellular component: membrane.
AUGGUGUCCGGGAGACCUGGCCGAGGUGACCAGAGCAGCCAGCCAGGCCCCCUCAGCAUGCUUGGAGCGGCUCUGCUUCUUGCCAGCCUUCUGUGGGAAGUCCAAGGAGCAGCCAGUGCCGGUGCCAGCCGAGCUGUGGGUUGCCCCGUGCCCCUGUCAGAGGGCCACUACCUGAGCAUUGGAGAUGGCUCAGUGAAGGAAUUUGAGUUCCCCGAGGACACUAAAGGCGUCAUUGUGGUCUCCAGCCUGUACCCUGGCCACAGCAACGGCACUGGGCUCAGCCCCGCACUUAGGGUCACCUCGCUGGACACAAUGGUGCUGAAGAUCCAGAAUGUCAGUGCCGACAGCAGGGGCGCUGGGGGCGACUUCGUGGUGAGCAUCCACUCAGGCCUGGCAGGGGUAGCCCCGCUCCACCUGCAGCUCAUGGACCUGCAGAAAACCCCGCCGCGGCUAAUUGAGGAGCGGAGGGACUUCCGUGUCCGGGUUUUGCCCUCAGAGGAAGCAUCACCCACCCUCAGCUCCGAACUGGCGCACUUCUCAGACAACCCGAUCCUCUACCUGCUCCUGCCUCUCCUCUUUGUCAACAAGUGUUCUUUUGGGUGCAAAGUGGAGCUCGAGGUGCUGAAGGGGCUCCUGCAGAGCCCUCAGCCCAUGCUGCUGGGCCUCCUCGGCCAGUUUCUGGUCAUGCCCUUCUACGCAUUCCUCAUGGCCAAGGUCUUCAUGCUCCCCAAUGCCUUGGCUUUGGGCCUCAUCAUCACCUGCUCUUCACCUGGUGGGGGGGGAAGCUACCUCUUCAGUCUCCUUCUUGGGGGGGAUGUCACCCUUGCUAUCUGUAUGAGUUUCAUCUCCACAGUGGCUGCCACUGGCUUCCUGCCACUGUCCUCUGCUAUCUACAGUCACCUGCUCAGUAUCCAUGAAACCCUCCAUGUGCCCAUCUCCAAGAUCCUGGGGACGCUGCUCUUCAUUGCCAUCCCCAUAGCAACCGGAGUGGUGAUCAGGUCCAAGCUGCCCAGGUGCUCACAGCUGCUGCUACAGGCCAUCAAGCCCUUCAGCUUUGCGCUCCUCCUGGGCGGCCUCUUCCUGGCCUAUCGCAUGGGUGUCUUCAUCCUGGAGGGUGUCAGCCUUCCCAUUGUGCUGGUGGGCCUCACAGUGCCCGUAGUGGGCCUUUUGGUGGGUUACUGCCUGGCCACAUGUCUGAAACUGCCCCUGGCACAGCGGCGGACAGUCAGCAUUGAGGUUGGCGUGCAGAACAGCCUGCUGGCCUUGGCCGUGCUCCAGCUGUCCUUCCGCCGCCUGCAGGCUGACUAUGCCUCCCAGGCCCCCUUCAUUGUGGCGCUGAGCAGCACCUCAGAGAUGCUGGCUUUGGUCAUGGGGCAGUUCAUCUACAGCAGCCUGUUCCCUGUCCCCUGA